Molecule: messenger RNA, 2065 nt
Organism: Hippocampus zosterae (dwarf seahorse)
Lineage: Eukaryota; Metazoa; Chordata; Actinopteri; Syngnathiformes; Syngnathidae
Gene: traf6
Product: TNF receptor-associated factor 6
Exons: 8
Coding region: 67-1695 (542 amino acids)
Biological process (GO): positive regulation of JNK cascade; tumor necrosis factor-mediated signaling pathway; regulation of canonical NF-kappaB signal transduction
Cellular component (GO): plasma membrane signaling receptor complex
Molecular function (GO): zinc ion binding; tumor necrosis factor receptor binding; ubiquitin protein ligase activity
Source: RefSeq, a predicted model, not a curated record
UCUGACGUUGAUGACGCGUUAAAACAGGAAAUGCCUUACAAACGAUAAAUUCCCGACUUGCUCAAGAUGUCUUGCUCUGAUUCUCACAAGGGGAGUUUGGAGGAGGUGAGUUAUGAGGGAGCUGCUGGUGGCGACCUGCCCAGUUGUGCCUUGGCGAUGCUGGAAAGGGAACGAGAAUCCAUACAAAGUCCCACAGAGAGUCCUGGUGCCUCUACUAUUCUCCCAUCUACUGCCCUUGAGCAAGGGUACGAUGUGGAGUUCGACCCACCACUCGAGAGCAAAUAUGAGUGUCCCAUCUGCCUGAUGGCUCUCAGGGAUGCCCUCCAAACACCUUGUGGGCACCGUUUCUGCAAGAGCUGCAUUGAGAAGUCAAUUCGGGAUGCAGGACAGAGAUGCCCAGUGGACAAUGAAAUGCUGUUAGAAAACCAACUGUUUCCUGAUAACUUUGCGAAAAGGGAGAUUCUUUCCCUCACUGUCCGCUGUCCAAAUGCUGGCUGUAUGGACAAAAUGGAGCUCCGACGUUUAGAGAAUCAUUUGGCACAAUGUCCAUUUGCGACUGUGCCCUGCCCACAAUGCCAACAGUCCGUGAGAAAAGUUUACCUGGAGGAACACAAAACCAUAGAGUGCCAAAGGAGACCUAUGUCCUGUCCAGACUGUGUUGCAAGCUUUGUAUACGAGGAGAAGGAGCUUCAUGAGCAGCAGUGUCCCUUUGCGAGUGUUAAGUGCCAGUACUGUGCGCUGGAUCUCAUUAGAGACCAGAUGGACUCUCAUUGUGAUACAGAUUGCCCUAAAGCCCCUAUUGCCUGUACCUUUGGCACUUUUGGAUGUAAGGAAAGGAUGCAGCGACACAACCUGGCUCAGCAUAUGCAGGAGUUCACGCAAAUGCACAUGCGUUACAUGGCAGAGUUUGUCCGAUGUCUUAGCCUUAAUGGCACCAAACCAAAGUCACUUUGUGAACUUUGUGAAAAUGCAAGCGGUGGCAACAGCUGUGGCCCAUGCCACCCCAGCGAAGAAAUGCAAAGGAUCCGGGAUAUGGACGGACGAUUAGUAAAACAGGAUCACCAGCUACGUGAGCUUAUCAUCUUAGAAGAUACUCGGGUAGGUCAGCUUGCACAGCUCCAGAGAAGAGUAGCUGUGCUCGAGGAGACAGUGAAGGAGCUCGAGGCACAGCAAUGUCAUGGCAUCUUCAUCUGGCGUCUCAAAAGUUUCUCGGCGCACCUCCAUAAUCAAGAAGCAGGCCUGCCGGUGGUUGAGCACAGCCCGGGCUUUUACACCAGUCGACCGGGCUACAAACUGUGCCUCCGCCUACACCUGCAGACCCCCAAUGCCCCACGCUGUUCCAACUACAUAUCCCUCUUUGUCCACACCAUGCAAGGAGCGUUCGAUGAACAGCUAAGCUGGCCUUUCCAGGGCACUAUCCGUUUGGCCAUUCUCGACCAGGGCCCUGAUGCUCAACAUCAUAUGGAGGUGAUGGAGACGAAGCCGGACCUUCAAGCCUUCAAGAAACCCACAAUUCAGCGGAACCCCAAAGGCUUUGGCUAUGUGACUUUCCUGCACUUGCAUCAGCUGAAUCAGCGAGCUUUUGUCAAGGAUGACACUCUUCUCAUCCGCUGUGAGGUAACGCCACGUUUUGACAUGUUUCAGCGCGAAGGACCCACAGUGCAGCCUAGAGGUCCUGAGGCUUCACGCGACUAACUCAUAUUGCUUUGUUUUCUCAGACUGUGUUGAAUGUGCAAAUGUGCUGGUAUUUAUUCAAAAUUUUCAAAUAUUCGAACAAUUCUUAGUACUUGUAUGAAAUUUUAUUUUAAUCAGGUUGGAAAUAGUCUGCAUGUAUGCACAUCUUUUAACAAGCACAUGUUCAUUUCACAUUAAUAGGUUUGGCUAUUGAUGUUCUGCAAACAAACUGACUGUUACUACCACAUAGCACUGUGGGGUUUUUUUUUAAACUUUUUUUUCCCAAUUACCAGCAUAUGCGGGAAAAACAAUUUGUGUAUAAUCCAUUGUAAUGCUCCCUCCUUUCUCUCUUGUGUCUUUAAUAUCAGCUUACACCGGCGCUGGAUGAACA